This is a messenger RNA of Eurytemora carolleeae, 541 nucleotides long. RefSeq names its product glycine receptor subunit alpha-1. The record is from RefSeq and is a predicted model, not a curated record. Gene Ontology annotation, biological process: signal transduction; nervous system process; chemical synaptic transmission. NCBI's taxonomy places the organism in Eukaryota, Metazoa, Arthropoda, Copepoda, Calanoida, Temoridae. Gene Ontology annotation, cellular component: membrane; neuron projection; synapse. Gene Ontology annotation, molecular function: neurotransmitter receptor activity; transmembrane signaling receptor activity; extracellular ligand-gated monoatomic ion channel activity.
CUUAUUACAUCAUUCUAAUACUCAAUGCGUAAAUUAAAAAGUAUUUUUUUUUCAGGAAAACUUGAUAAAGAUAGAGAUCCAUAUCAGCGAUGUUCUGGUGAUAAACGACAGAGAUUUCUCCAUCACGUACUCUUUGUACUUUAAUGUUCAGUGGUGGGAUCCUAGAAUUCAUGUUAAUACAGGCUUCUUUCAAGACAGGUUUGAUACACCAGAAGGAACUCUAACACCGGUAGAUCUAAACCUGAUUAACGAUCUCUGGGUUCCAAAUGUAUUUAUCUACAACCUCAAAUCAUUCCAGGUGAUUGAUGUUUUGUCUAAGCUGGCGGGACUAUGGGUCAGUCCUAGCAAGAAUAUUAUGUACUCACAGGCAAGUCAGAUCACAUUCAUCUGUCCAAUGAUUUUCAACUACUUCCCACUAGAUACUCAGAUAUCCUUCCUAGUUCCUACAGACGUGAUUCCAGGUAUAGAUUUCCUUCCUAGUUCAUGCAGACGUGAUUCCAGGUAUAGAUAUACUUCCUAGUUCCUGCAGACGUGAUUCCAG